GUGGGUGAGGAGGCGGGCAGCAGAGUUCUGGAUAUGUUGGAGAUAGAUAAGUGUCUUUGUGUGAGCAAUGCAUUCUGGGUUUAGUUUAAGGCUGUGCACAGUGACAGAGCUCACAGCUUUACUGCCUGGUCUCUUUAUUAAAACACACUAUUUAUUGUGACCUGCAGUAAACUGUGUUCUUGACCUCUGGUUGCAAUACAAGUGCAAAAUAUGCUAAUCAGUUACACAAAACAACAUCGUAUUAAAAUUAUGUGCAACGUUUUAGGACACAUUUAAUAUUUUAUGUAAAUAACUCUAACAUAUCGUAAAGUGUACUUCUGUAAAUCUAAUGUAUCCAUAACACUUAUCUUAUGCAGCCACAGUUCCAGCUGGUACAUGUUGGCAUGUUUUGUUGAUGAAACAAGCUCAGCUGUUUUUCCAAAAUCCAUCUUUCAAUAUACGAUCUUUGACGGGUCUGAACAGGUGCAUUGUGGGAAGCCCUCUCCGACGCUGUCUGUAUUUCUUGACAUCUAACGCCACUUCUCUCUCCAAGUGCACGCUAAAAUGCAUUCUGAGUCCCACUUGAACUAGGUUAUUACCUGGAAGUCGGCCUUUCCUCCACGCAGCGUUCAGGACGGGCUGCAGCAUGGAGGCUGGUGAAGGUGUCAGCGGCACCACGCCCACAGAGGAGAUGAACGGAGCUGGAAACCUCAUGGAUUUCCUGGACGAGCCUUUUCCUGAUGUGGGGACCUACGAAGAUUUCCACACCAUCGACUGGCUGAGGGAGAAGUCCAGAGACACGGACCGCCACCGCAAGAUCACCAGUAAGAGUAAAGAGUCCUUCUGGGAGCUGAUAAAGAGUCUGCUGGACGCCUGGUCAGGAUGGGUGGUGAUGCUGCUCAUCGGACUGCUCUCAGGCACGCUGGCGGGAGUGAUCGACCUGGCGGUGGACUGGAUGACGGACCUGAAGGAAGGCGUGUGUCUGACGGCCUUCUAUUACAGCCACGAGCAGUGCUGCUGGACGUCCAACGAGACCACCUUCGACGACCGGGACAAGUGUCCGCAGUGGCAGAAGUGGGCCGAGCUGAUGACCGGUCACUCUGAGGGAGGGGGAGCGUACCUGUUGAACUACUUCCUGUACGUCCUGUGGGCUCUGCUGUUUUCCUUCCUGGCCGUGUCUCUGGUUCGAGUGUUCGCUCCGUACGCCUGCGGCUCCGGAAUCCCCGAGAUCAAGACGAUCCUCAGCGGCUUCAUCAUCCGGGGCUACCUGGGGAAAUGGACCCUGCUGAUCAAGACGGUGACCCUGGUUCUGGCGGUGUCGUCGGGCCUCAGCCUGGGGAAGGAGGGCCCUCUGGUCCACGUGGCCUGCUGCUGCGGAAACCUCUUCUGCAGCCUCUUCUCCAAGUACAGCAAGAACGAGGGCAAGCGCCGAGAGGUGUUGUCAGCAGCAGCAGCAGCCGGAGUGUCGGUGGCCUUCGGAGCGCCCAUCGGAGGAGUUCUGUUCAGCCUGGAAGAGGUCAGUUACUACUUCCCUCUGAAGACGCUGUGGCGCUCGUUCUUCGCCGCCCUGGUGGCCGCCUUCACGCUGCGCUCCAUCAACCCGUUUGGCAACAGCCGCCUGGUGCUCUUCUACGUGGAGUACCACACGCCGUGGUACAUGGCCGAGCUGGUGCCCUUCAUCCUGCUGGGGGUGUUCGGGGGUCUCUGGGGGACGCUGUUCAUCCGCGCCAACAUCGCCUGGUGCCGCCGCAGGAAGACCACGCAGCUGGGGAAGUACCCGGUGCUGGAGGUGAUCGCUGUGACGGGGAUCACGGCUCUGCUGGCGUUCCCCAACCCGUACACCCGGCGCAGCACCAGCGAACUGAUCUCAGAGCUGUUCAACGACUGCCGUGCGCUGGAGUCCUCGCAGCUCUGCGACUACAUCAACAGCCCCAACAUGAGCCGGCCUGUGGACGACAUCCCCGACCGGCCGGCGGGCCCCGGGGUCUACACGGCGCUGUGGCAGCUCGCCCUCGCACUCGUCUUCAAGAUCGUCAUCACCAUCUUCACCUUCGGCAUGAAGAUCCCCUCGGGUUUGUUCAUUCCCAGCAUGGCGGUCGGCGCGAUAGCAGGACGGAUCGUGGGGAUCGCCGUGGAGCAGAUGGCGUACCACCACCACGACUGGAUCAUCUUCAAGAACUGGUGCCGGCCUGGAGCGGACUGCGUGACCCCGGGGCUCUACGCCAUGGUGGGGGCCGCCGCCUGCCUGGGGGGGGUCACCAGGAUGACGGUCUCCCUGGUGGUCAUCAUGUUCGAGCUCACCGGGGGUCUGGAGUACAUCGUGCCCCUCAUGGCCGCCGCCGUCACCAGCAAAUGGGUGGCGGACGCCUUCGGGAAGGAGGGCAUCUACGAGUCUCACAUCCAGCUGAACGGAUACCCGUACCUGGACGUGAGGGACGAGUUCACCCACCGCACGCUGGCCACGGACGUGAUGCGGCCGCGCAGGAACGACCCCCCCCUGGCCGUGCUCACGCAGGACAGCACCACCGUGGAGGACGUGGAGACGCUCAUCAAAGACACCGACUACAACGGCUUCCCUGUGGUGGUGUCCCGCGAAUCAGAGAGGCUCAUCGGCUUCGUGCAGCGCCGAGACCUCACCCUCGCCAUCAAAAACGCCCGUCAGAAGCAGGACGGCGUGGUGAGCAGCUCCGUGGUUUACUUCACCGAAGACGCUCCCCAGCUGCCGCUCAGCAACCCUCAGCCUCUGAAGCUGCGGCGCGUCCUGAACCUCAGCCCCUUCACCGUCACCGACCACACGCCCAUGGAGACCGUGGUGGACAUCUUCCGCAAGCUGGGCCUCCGCCAGUGUCUCGUCACCCGGAGCGGGCGUCUCCUGGGCAUCAUCACCAAGAAGGACGUCCUGCGCCACAUGGCCCAGAUGAUGAACCAGGACCCAGAGUCCAUCAUGUUCAAUUAGCAGCUGCCCUCCUCCCCUGUCGGUGUCCAUCGGUGAAGCCGUGCAACGCUACUGUCUCUCCAUCCUGUGAAGAGUCCCUCCUGACAGGCAAGUCCCAGAAACACCUCUCACAGCUUCAACGUUACACCCCGAGGACCCAGAGCUCGCUUCAUCGUGUUGCCAACAGCGCUGAGACAUCCAGAGUGCCAAGCUCCAAGAAAAGCUAUUAAUGUGUUGUUUUCUGACGUGUUCUGGUACGAAAUAACCCAAACUAAAAUGAUUAAACCUUAGAAACACACCUUGAAGGAUAGUGUACGAUGUACCAGAGGAGGACUGAUAUCUCCAGAAGCAUCGAAUAAAGUCAAGGAAAAACGGGGGACAUUUUGUAGGAAUCCUCCCGUGUGUUUUGCCAUAAAAUGGUACUCUUUAAAAUAUAUAGAAAUGGGACCACGUGUGAGAAAUAACAAACUAAACCCUGAUAUUAUCUCAUUAACUACCACUGAGUUUAUUUAGAAGUGGGGGGGCUGCUGCACUUUGUGAUUAUUAUUUCUGUGCCACAUUUAUAUUAACGCUGCUCGUUUGACUGAAGCUGUACCAGAAGUUAUUUAACUGUCAAAAGGUUUCCUUACGUUUCCUUAUAACCACAAUAAUAGUCAGUAAUGGGAGAGGAAGGUCUGAUUGCUUGCAUCCAGAUUCCUUUUCCGUCUAGU
Messenger RNA from Gymnodraco acuticeps, 3624 nucleotides. Its product is annotated as H(+)/Cl(-) exchange transporter 4-like. Gene Ontology annotation, biological process: chloride transport; transmembrane transport. Gene Ontology annotation, cellular component: Golgi apparatus; membrane; early endosome. NCBI's taxonomy places the organism in Eukaryota, Metazoa, Chordata, Actinopteri, Perciformes, Bathydraconidae. The record is from RefSeq and is a predicted model, not a curated record. Gene Ontology annotation, molecular function: voltage-gated chloride channel activity.